CGUGCGUCAAGCAUAAUUUCGGGACUCGCACACGGUGACGGAUCUAAAGAAAAAAGACUGCAAGCGUAAGAAGGCAAGAUUGAUUUAAGCACGGGCUGAGUUUUGUAUGUAAAUAAAAUUCAAGAUCUGCAAAUACGCAACAAUGUUGUAAAAAUUUAAAGGCAACUGUAUUAUAAUAUCGUAUGCGUCGUGAAUGUUGAAUGUAAUUUGUGCUUCAAAUUUUGAUGAUAAAUUUUGCUUGUGUGUAAAUGUGUUCGACUUUGAGCAUUCGUAACAACGCAUACAUAUGCGUUUAUGCUAGUGUGAGUAAAAACCGAAACGCAAGCGACUCAACAAACGGCGACAGCGAUUCGAAGCCGCCGACGCAGCAGCUGAGCUAAAGAGACGAUAUUACAUACAUUCUCACGCACACACUUUUACUUGCGUACGUAAAAUAAAGAGAAGCGCAGAUAAAGCCACCAUUUUUUAGUGACGAAGAAGAGAGCAAGGCGCAUGCAAGUAGUCCGCGCCUUUGGAUACAAAUAGAGGCAUUUCAAUUAUUUUUGUGUGGAAAUAACUGUAAACAUAAUAUCUUAAAAUGGCCAGUUUUCAAAUACAUCGUGACAAUACUGAAAAGGAGAAUCCCGGCAUGCCGAGUCUAAAAGAAAAGUCAUCGCUUCUUCAUGGAGCUGGUGGCAAGCAACCGCUCGCUGUAAUUGGUGGCAAGGAGAAGGCUCUGGCACCUCGCGCCAAUUUAGUUGUGCUGAAUACCAACAAUAACCAUGGCAAUGUGCAACGCGGCAACCCCGUGCCGUCCGCUAAAAUGGGUUUUCGCGAAGUUGCCAAGGUAAAAGUAGAUGAAAAUGCCUGUUUUGGCGCCACCAAGAAAUCAAACGUUGUGCCCGUGGUGGAGCAAUUCAAGACAUUCUCCGUCUACGAGGACAACAACCAUACUCAGGUGCAGUUGCAAAUCGGGAGCAAGGUACUUUCCAACGUAGCCGACAAAGAGAAUAUAAAGGGUGUCGAUCAAAAUCUCGAUCAAGUGCGCAAGGAGUUCGCCAUAGAUCAUGCCUACAAUUUGGAUGGAACUCCCAUGUCCGUCACCGAUGUGCAAUCGCCCAUGUCCGUGGACCGUUCCAUGGCAGAAACUAGCAUCAUUAGCGCCGAGAUAACUGACAACAGCCAGGUCGAGGACAUGGCUGAUCUCAAAAGUGAUGCAAAUAUAUCACUCAUGGAAAAUAUUGUUUUGCCGCGCAACGAUCGUCAGCGCUUCUAUGAGGUGGUCCAAUAUCAACACGAUAUAUUGGAAAAUUUCCGCGAGAGCGAAAAAAAACAUCGCCCGAAGCCUCAAUAUAUGCGUCGCCAGACUGACAUCAACCACUCGAUGCGCACCAUUCUGGUUGAUUGGCUGGUUGAGGUAGCCGAGGAAUACAAACUGGACACUGAGACAUUGUACUUGUCUGUCUCAUACUUGGAUCGCUUCCUCAGCCAGAUGUCGGUGAAGCGUGCCAAGCUUCAAUUGGUGGGCACUGCAGCCAUGUACAUUGCAUCCAAAUAUGAAGAGAUCUAUCCACCAGAUGUUGGCGAGUUUGUCUUUCUCACUGACGACAGUUACACUAAGGCUCAAGUGUUACGCAUGGAGAAUGUGUUUCUUAAGAUUCUAUCCUUCAACUUGUGCACGCCCACGCCAUACGUCUUUAUCAACACAUAUGCCGUGCUCUGCGAUAUGCCCGAGAAGCUAAAGUACAUGACUUUGUACAUUUGUGAGCUGUCGCUUCUGGAGGGAGAAUCGUAUAUGCAAUAUUUGCCCUCACUCAUUUCGGCCGCUUCGCUGGCAUUUGCACGUCACAUUCUAGGAUUGCCGAUGUGGACGGCUCAACUGGAGGAGAUAACCACAUACUCAUUGGACCAAUUGAAGCAUGUGAUUGUGCCGCUGUGCAAGACUCACAAGGCGGCCAGAGAGCUAAGCACGCAGGCCAUACGGGAAAAGUACAAUAGGGACAAGUACAAGAAGGUGGCUAGUAUUCAGCCAAUAGAACUGAGCCAAUCGGAAAUGGAAAAAAUUGUACAGGAUUAUAAGGCGGCCAGCAAAUGCCAGGCAGAGGAGCAGCAGCCGGACAACGAUAUGAAAUCUAAAGUCAAUUUGUUUUAUAAGUUUUAAGUGUUUUUUACAUCCAGCAUCAAGCCAUGAUCAAAUUGUAUUGUAGUUUAGAGUUUUCAAUGUAUCCCCUCCCUCUAGUAGUAGUUUUAUUCGUUGUAAGUGUAAGUACGAUGCAUUAAGGUUUUUGUGCCAGCUGACCGCUGACUUGGGCGUACGCGGCAUAAUACGAGCACUGCCAACAAUAGCAGCAAUAGCCACAUAACUCCAAUUAAACAUCCAUCGUACACUGGCAAGCUACUGGACAUUUGUAUAUGCUAAGAGGCCAUAUAUAAGAAAGCGGAGCUACAACCAUAAGGAAGAUGAGCUAGUGCGAUCCACGUUCAAAGCGUGCGCUGUAGCAAAUCACAAACAUAUAUGGAUUGUUUGAGACAGAGAAAGUGAGAGAGAGAGAGAGCACCACAAGAUGAACCGAGGUAAAAAAGAAAGAUGAAGCGUAAAGACAAUCCUUAGGCUACUUAUACAAUUUUUAAGUUAUUGAGUUCAUUAUUUGUUCAAUGUCGUAUUUUUUAUUUCUUACGUAUUUAUAUAUAACCAGAUAUGUAUGUUUACAAUAUGUCAAUCAAACAAAUCGGCCCGAAAACUAAAACAAAAAAUAACAUAAAAUAUUUAUGCUA
Drosophila hydei is the source of this 2754-nucleotide messenger RNA. Its product is annotated as G2/mitotic-specific cyclin-A. Gene Ontology annotation, molecular function: cyclin-dependent protein serine/threonine kinase regulator activity. Gene Ontology annotation, biological process: regulation of cyclin-dependent protein serine/threonine kinase activity; mitotic cell cycle phase transition. The record is from RefSeq and is a predicted model, not a curated record. Gene Ontology annotation, cellular component: cyclin A2-CDK2 complex; nucleus; cytoplasm. The transcript has 7 exons. Bases 578 to 2140 code for a protein of 520 amino acids. NCBI's taxonomy places the organism in Eukaryota, Metazoa, Arthropoda, Insecta, Diptera, Drosophilidae.